Trematomus bernacchii (emerald rockcod) is the source of this 1628-nucleotide messenger RNA. It is a transcript of the gene xrcc4, whose product is annotated as X-ray repair complementing defective repair in Chinese hamster cells 4. The transcript is spliced from 8 exons. The record is from RefSeq and is a predicted model, not a curated record. Gene Ontology annotation, cellular component: DNA-dependent protein kinase-DNA ligase 4 complex; nucleus; DNA ligase IV complex. Gene Ontology annotation, molecular function: DNA binding. Bases 94 to 1080 code for a protein of 328 amino acids. Lineage: Eukaryota; Metazoa; Chordata; Actinopteri; Perciformes; Nototheniidae. Gene Ontology annotation, biological process: double-strand break repair via nonhomologous end joining; positive regulation of ligase activity; immunoglobulin V(D)J recombination.
GUGUCGCUGGACUAUGACGUAGGAGCUAGCGUCGCAACAGCUCUUCUUUUUAAACUAAAAAACAAACAUUUCCAGCUGAUAAACUGCUUCAGGAUGCACGUGUCGGUGCGUGAGGUUUGCAUCCCGUCUGAGCCUGACUCCGCCUACUUCCUGCGGGUGGCCUGGAAGGGGCGGGGCUUAGAGUCCGGCUUCCAGCUGCUGCUGACUGACGGACAGGACGCCUGGAGAGGAGACGUGAGCGAGGCCUCGGUGUGUGCGGAGGCGGAGGAGUUGGAGAUGCAGAUGGAGCGAUACGUUCAGGACCUCCAUCAGGCGCUGACCGACACCACAAGCUCCUUCAGCUUCAAUCUGACGCCGUCGCCCCCCAAACACACCUCCACCCUCACGCUGGCCUACGAGAAGGUUCAGAAGGACAUCUCUUUCAGGUUGGGUUCUGCGGUUCUGAAGGCCGACCCGGAUCCAGCCGAGGCGCUGAGAGAGUUGUUGACGCACAGUCUGCAGAGAGGGAACCACCUGAAGGAGGAGAACCAGAACCUGAAGGAGGAGAACCUCAAGAUGAGAGGAGAACACCAGCGCAUCUCUGCAGAACUGAAGCGCUAUGCGGGUGGUAAGGCGUCCCUGGAGGCAGAGCUGUACUCCCGUUUUGUUUUGGUCGUGAACGAGAAGAAAGCAAAGAUCCGCAGCCUUCAGGAAGCUGUCACUCACCUGCAGGGCGACAGUUCUAAGGAACAGAAACAGCAGGAUGCAGUCAAAUCAGCCGAUGAUGAGGAAGAGGACGAAUACGGAGGAAGCACCGAUGAAGAAGAGCAACAGGAAGUGAAGAGGACCCCACCCUCCAACUCCUCGACUCACGAGUUGGACGACAGCCUGAAGGACAUCACGGACGUCGCCCCGUGUCGAAAACGCCGUUUCCGUCACCUUGGACCCUCGGACCCCGCGGUGAAGAGAGGAAACCCCCAGAGUUCCCAGACAGAAAAAACUAAGAGGAGCGACCCCCCGGCAGGAUCCAGUAAGCAGCAGCCGCCCCCCCGCCGCUCUACAGAGGCUGCAGCAGUAGAGGACCUGUUUGAUGACUUUUGACCCGUUGACUUCCACUCUUUUUCCUCAGGACUGCACAGAGAGACGACACUGGGUGUUAUGGAUAUGGUGGAUUGUUUGUAUACUGGAUGUAUGUGUUAAAGGGUUAGUUAAAUUAUUUAAAAGGGAUUGUUCCUGUUACAACAUAAAGAAUGGGGGAUGAAGGUGAAACGGCAGGUCGGUUUUGGUCUCCUUCUUGGAGACUCUUUUGCUGUACAGAUAAUAAACUUUCACCUGAUUUGUAAUGAUCAUCUGACGAUGUUUUGAGAACACAUUUUGUAUUUUACGAUUUAGAUUUUCUCAUUUGAUGUAAAAAAAAGCAGAAACAUACAAACCUCAAUGUUAAAAUAUAUAAAUAAACAUUAACAAUCUUUCUAAUCCUCGCUGCAAUCACCCUUAGGAACCACUCAAAUGUCUUAAAUUAUAUUUUUAUAAAUCGGGAAACGUAAACCAUUUUCCAUAACCUUCAUGAACUGGAAGUGAAUUGUGAUUUCUACAAUUAAAAAAAACUUGUGAUUGUAAUUUUUGAACCAAUAAACAGUGAAUGUGUU